Molecule: messenger RNA, 586 nt
Organism: Cuscuta europaea
Lineage: Eukaryota; Viridiplantae; Streptophyta; Magnoliopsida; Solanales; Convolvulaceae
Source: the annotation of a GenBank genome assembly
GGGGCGUGGCCGAGGACAGCAGCAGCAGGCAUAUUGGUUCCCCCAGGGGCAUCCAGUUUAUUACCCCGGAGGGGGUGGGCAGCCGAGUACUCCUGCAGGGGGUGUGACAUCUACGGGCUUGCCAUCAGACGGAGGUAUUCUCGGAUCUGUUCCCCAUCCUGUUGUCUGUCAAAUUUGUUUUUCUGCAGGUCAUUCUGCCAUUAACUGUCCUUCUCGUUUCACACAACCGACGUCUCCUGCUCUGUUGACUACUCCCGGUGACAAUACUCCUGCUCUAUGGUUUCCUGAUUCAGGAGCUUCUGCUCAUAUGACUGCAUCUGAAGGACAAAGCAACGGGGGCAAUACUUCUGCGAGCUACUAGUAGUGGACCACUUUAUCCUCUCCAUCUGCCGUCUGCAUCACCAUUAGUUUUUGCUUCCGUUUUAGCUUCUGGCCCUGUGUGGCACCGUAGAUUAGGUCACUGUGGUGAUAGUACUUUACAGUUUCUUAAGAGAAAACAAUUUUUAUGUAGUCAUACUCCCUUUACUCAUGAGUGUGUGGCCUAUCGUUUAGGAAAAUCACAACGUUUACCUUUUAUGGAUGCUAG